AUGUCGUCCCAUGCCGAGCACCUCCUCAUCCUCCCAGACCAAACGGCCUCCGAGCCUACGAUGAACUCCCUAGACCCCACGCCGGCCCAAGCAGUGGCAAUGCAGGCAGCCAAAGCAAACAAGAAAGGGAAGAACGGGGGCGCGGACAGAGUAGUGAGUAGCGCUGCCGAAGAAAAGAGAGGAAGACAGUACUCACCUUACCAGAGGAGAGACAAGGACGGAGAGGACAACGGAGAGGCUCCACCCCAAGGAGGGAACCCCCAGCGCACAACCAAUAAACAAUCCACACCCCAAGGCGGAAAGGGGAAGCAAGUCACCCCCCAUUCCCGCUCCGGCCCUGGAAACACCCAUGAGAGUGCCCCCCCCCCUCCAACUAUCCCACCCCCCCCGCUCCCAGCAGGACCUUCCCCCACCCCCCAGGGCACAGUGGCGCAUAUCCCCUCCACUCCACCCUUGGGCCCCCCCGCCCCGUUGGGACAGGCAACCCACGUGGCUCAACCCUCCCUUGCGCAGCUCCCAGUCCCGCUAGUGCAGUCCGCGACCCACCAAACCCAAGUACAAACAGCUGGUCCCCAGGACGUCAAAAUGGGUCAUGCAGCAGGGGAGAACACUGAAGAAGACGGGAUCAUGCAGGUCGACCAACCGGAAAACCCACACUUACAGACGACGUCGGUUGUCCCGCUCACGACCCUCCCGCCUAGACCUGGCAAAGGAUACGCCGGCGGUCCCUUCCCCCACACGGUAAUCGCGAGUGACGAUCUCUUCAAAAGCAUCAGAGUGGAAAUCCUUGACAACCUGCUCAAAUCCCCUCUGGACUUCCUCUUCCUGCUGCCCUAUGGAGCCGGAAGACGUCUUCACGCGGAAUUUCCAAACCUAGGGGAUACGAUCCUGGAAUACAUCAAAGAAUUCCGGGCUCCUAACUGCGACAACCUCACCGUAGUCAAAGCCGCCGCCGACUCCUUCAUAAAAGGGAAGAAACUGAGGAUGUACAAAAAAGACUUCGAACCACCUUGGGUCUUCAUCCUAUCCGGUUUCUCCCCCGAACUACGGGACUUCUUACUAGGUGUAGGCGUCUUUGAUUUCGCGGCAGGAGAAUCCAACCACGCCUUGACAGUACUGAAAGUACAAAAGAACGUACGAUCCUGGCAUGUCGCAUACCUGACCGGGGACGGCGUAACAAACGACCGCAGGAUGAUGGAGGAAGGACUCACGGCGAUCAAAGCCAAGAUCAAAAACAACGAGAAAGUCCGCACUUCUGUCCAGGAAUGCUAUGCUGAGAGGACGGGGACGAAUUUGCUGACAACCGACGACAAAGUCCAAGAUGCAUUAUCGACACUUUCGAUCACCUACACAUCCAACGGCAAAGCGAAUUUCUGGCACCUCACCGCGAAGCCCAUCACAGACGACCCAGCUAAACACAAGAGAUGGGAAGAAGCUCUGAGGGAUACGAAGAAUUUCGUCCUCAGGAAAAUAUUUGCGGUGGACAUCUCGUGGGGCUUCGAGUGA
Messenger RNA from Pleurotus ostreatus (oyster mushroom), 1506 nucleotides. RefSeq lists its product as uncharacterized. The record is from RefSeq and is a predicted model, not a curated record. The transcript has a single exon. Lineage: Eukaryota; Fungi; Basidiomycota; Agaricomycetes; Agaricales; Pleurotaceae. The coding region runs from base 1 to 1506 and encodes 501 amino acids.